Molecule: messenger RNA, 2916 nt
Organism: Dentiscutata erythropus
Lineage: Eukaryota; Fungi; Glomeromycota; Glomeromycetes; Diversisporales; Gigasporaceae
Source: the annotation of a GenBank genome assembly
AUGAGCAACAAACACCCGUAUAAUACUCGGAUGACAUCUCAAUCCAAUUCUAAGAUGAUGAAUAAUGUGCCAGUUUCAACACAUGAAAUGAUAUCAGUAGCGAGGAAAGAGGAUAUUCCUUCUAAUAAACACCCUUUUGCUCAGAUUCCUUCUCGCUCACAAGGAAUGUCAUCAGAGCCACUACGCAUGAGCUCAAAGAUUAAAACUAAUUCCCGUUCUAAAGGAAAACAAUCUACAAAUCAGUCAAAUUCUGUACAGCCUAUUGAUUUUUCUACUAUAAGAACAACAUAUCCUCAUCAAGAUGAAGUUAAGUCUAAGCGGUUGUAUAACCUUCCUGAGGGCAAGACAUUUUACCCCACAUGGACUGAAUUUCAAGAUCCAUAUGAAUAUAUUGCUAGUAUAACUAAAGAAGGGUCGCGCUAUGGUAUUAUAAAGAUCAUUCCUCCAGAAGGAUGGAAUCCUAAUUUUUCAUUGGAGACCACUGUAAAGUCAUCACAUUUAAUAAAACAGAAAGUUAACACUAUGGAGGGAGAAACUAGAGCCAAAUUAAAUUACAUCGAACAAUUGCAGUUGUUCCACGCACAACAGGGACGUCCUUUUUCAAGAUUACCCCAGUUAGAUAAAGCACCUAUAGAUUUACACAAGCUUGCGAGAGCCGUAGCAGAUCGUGGUGGUCCUCAUGAGGUAUCUAAAAAUAAACAAUGGGCUGAAGUUGCCCGUGAGAUUAAAGAAGGCGGAUACUCGCAAACUUGUACUUCAGCAUCUAAAACUAUUAAAGAGCGCUAUUUUGACUUUAUUGAUCCAUACGAAAAAUAUAUAUCUGAAGCGAAGCGGGAGUGUAAGCUAGGCAAGCUUGACAUUAAAGUUGACCUUGCGAAACCUGAAGAUGUAUGCGGAAAAUGUGGGAAAUUGACAGAGGGCAAUGAAGAUGUAUUGCAUUGUGAUGGAGAAUGCGAAAAACCAUAUCAUAUAGAUUGCCUUAAUGUUAAAAAAGAGAACCUUAACCCUGAUGCACAAUGGCAUUGCCCAAUGUGUCUUUUUUUAACUGGUACUGAUUACGGUUUCGAGCCUGGUGAAGGAUUUACUUUGAGGGAUUUGCAACAGACCGCUGAUUCAUUUCGCCAACGUCAUCUUAAAAAUCAUCCUGUACCUCCUGAAGUAUCAAUGGAGGAUCACAUUGAAUCUGAAUUCUGGCGGCUUGCGCAUUCGAUGGAUGAUAAUACAGAAGUUUUCUAUGGUGCCGAUAUCAAUUCAACGGAUUAUGGCAGUGAACGUGAUCGAGAUGAUCCAUACAAUAGAGAUCCUUGGAAUCUUCGGAAUCUUCCUAGAUUAACUGGUUCAUUACUUCAUGACAUCACUCCAGCUAUUCCUGGGAUGAUGUUGCCUUGGGUAUAUGUAGGAAUGAUUUUUUCUGCAUUUUGCUGGCAUGUUGAAGAUCAUUAUACCUAUAGUAUAAAUUAUAUGCAUUGGGGUGAGACAAAGACUUGGUAUGGAAUUUCGGCCUCAUAUGCCUCAAAAUUUGAAGCAGCCGCGAAAAAGCUCUUGCCAGAACUAUUUCAACACCAGCCAGACCUAUUGACACAAUUGACCACAAUUCUAAAUCCAGAAAAGUUGGUUCAGGAAGGAGUUGAAGUUUUUGCUAUUGAUCAACGACCAAACCAGUUUUUAAAUUGUAAUGAGGCCGUCAACUUUGCAUUACCAGAUUGGAUUAAAUUUGGAUGUGAGUCAAUAAAAUUUUACAAAGAAAUAAAACGACACCAAGAUAAAUCAUCAAACCUUUAUAUUGAUAAUUCAAGUACCCUUACAUGGUUUGGUUAUUCAAUUGUAAGAAAAAUUGUCUUUUUCUAUCAAAGGCUUAAAGAUCCGUUAAGUGAAAUGUGCACAAAAGAACUGAAACUUCGGACUGAAGUAAUUCAAAAUUUGACCCUACCCGCUCCAAUACACGACAUUACCGAACCAAAAGACUCCGAAAUGGUGUGUUCUUAUUGUAAUGGGUUUAGUUAUUUUUCAGCAUUGAAAUUUAAAUGCACAGAUCAAAUUCUAUGCAUUGAACACGCGGAUUAUGCACCAGGAAUGUGCAAUUGCGGUGAAGAAAACGAAAAGAAAUAUUGCUACCUCAUGCAAGUACGUAUAAGAGAUUUUCACUUGAAAAGUCUAAUGGACACUAUGGAAUAUACGGUCCAACAAGCGCAACAGGAUAUAGAAUAUUUUUCCACGUACCUUGAAGAAUCAACAACAUUAUCAGUCAAAGUAUUGGAAGACAUAUACAUAAGAGUUAAAGAAUGUGGAUAUGACUUUGAAUUAAGUGAAUUGGGUCAUUUUAUUGAGCAAUCAGAAAUCUGGUUUCGACGGUUAAUUGAAAUGUGUUUUGAAGUUGCACAAAAUAUUUGGCCUUCUACUUAUCGUAAUACGCUUAUUAAUAAUUUUGAUGUUGGAGACUUUAUUUGCAAAUGGGAAAAGAGAACAAGGAGUUGCCUCUCUACAACCGACAUACCUCCCCUCAAUCAAAAACAUUAUUGUUUUUGCCGACGACCAGAUAACUUUAAGACUAUGAUAGAAUGUGAUAAAUGCCACGAAUGGUAUCACUGUGAGUGCAUUGGCAUGAGCGAUGACGAAGCAAACUCUCUUGACACAUGGACAUGCUCUAUGUGUCAUUAUGAUAAAAAUCAACUUUCAAAAAAGAUACGAAAAGCUAUGAAUAAAUUUGAAAAACUUUUAAAAGCCACUACAGUAUUUCCGUUUUCACCGAGACAUUCAGAACAAUUCGUCAAGAUAAUUCAAAUCAUCAAAUCACUUUUAGGACCCGACCUGUUUCACACCCGACGCGCGAUUGGUCUUGGCUUGGCCAUUCCUAUAGAUGGAAUAGAAACAAAGGAGGGCAUUGAUACGGAUGUAAUUAUGACAGAUAAUUAUUAA